ACAUACGAAGUAAUGCUAAACAAAAUAUUUGUAGAAGUGAAAAAUGCGUUUAGACAAUUAUACCAAUGUAGUGAUUGCAUGAAAACUAAAACAAUCUUACUACGAUGAUAGAUUGACUUUAAUAUAACAUAACAUUUUUACGAAAAACUUAAUAUCUUGUAGAUUUGUUAGGUAAAAUAAACGUAUAUUUUUAAUGUGCCAUUACAGAAAGAAUGAUUUUGUAUUAAAUAUUUAGUCGCAUUUACGUGUAUAAUUCAGUUCCCUAAAGACGGUUUUACGCUGCAAUCAUUAUGAAUUCGUUCAGGUUUUGCAGCGAUUGCAAGUUAUGUUUGCUGAUACACAUGGAUUCAAGAUUAAUAAGAAUUCUGUUAUAAAUUAAUAAUUGUAGAAAAGGACAUGUUUGUUUAUUUGAAGAGUCAUACAUUUUUAAAAUGGCCAAGACAAUUUUGGAUUUGCAUUUACACAUACAAAAAUUUUCAGGUAUUAGAAAUGGGAAACAUUUCAUAUUGACCCUUAUUGCUGGUGUGAUAUUUGGAUUUCUCUCAGCAUGCCUUUUAAUAACAUCUACAAGAGAUGUGCCAUAUAUGUUUAAUUGGUUUCCUGGUGGCUUCAUGGUUGCCAGAGACCCACAUCAUUAUUCAGAACUGGAAUCAGAAGUUGGACCUGAAACGGAGGUAAAGUUUCAUGGUGAAGAUGAAGAUUUCCAUAAAGGUGAGGAUAAAGUUGCACAAGAUAUUGCAAAAAAAGUACGUGUUCUUUGCUGGAUCAUGACUGGUCCAAAGAAUCAUCAAAGUAAAGCGCAACACGUGAAAGCAACAUGGGGCAAACGUUGUAACAUCCUCUUAUUUAUGAGUUCUGCUGAAGAUGCAAAUUUACCUACAAUUGUUCUACCAGUAAAAGAAGGAAGGGACAACUUGUGGGCAAAAACCAAAGAAGCAUUUAAAUAUUCUUACGAAAAGUACAAAGAUGAAGCUGAUUGGUUCAUGAAGGCUGAUGAUGAUACAUACGUAGUAGUAGAAAAUCUACGGUAUAUGCUGUCCUCUUAUAAUCCAAGUUCGCCACUGUACUUCGGCUGCAGGUUCAAACCGUUUGUGAAGCAAGGAUACAUGAGUGGUGGGGCAGGAUAUGUACUUAGCAAGGAGGCCUUGAAAAAAUUUGUGGCGGAUGGUUUGCACGACAAAACUAAGUGUCGUUCGGACAAUGGAGGUGCAGAGGAUGUGGAAAUGGGAAAAUGUUUGGAGAAAGUCGGCGUCAAAGCGAUGGACACUCGAGAUCCACAUGGCCGCGGAAGAUUUUUUCCUUUUGUGCCAGAGCACCAUUUAAUACCCAAUCACGUGGAUAAGGAUUUCUGGUACUGGAAGUACAUUUAUUACAAUACCAAAGAUGGCCUCAAUUGUUGUUCCGAUAGUGCGAUAUCGUUUCAUUACGUGUCGCCUAAUAUGAUGUACGUCCUUGAGUACUUAAUUUAUCACUUAAGGCCAUACGGCAUCACGCACGCCGUGGAGAAACUUACUGUGGAUCAGUCGACUACCGUAUCGAUUGAAUACUAGUCUUUAAACUAUUUUAACUGGGACACUUUAAGCAGUGAUGGGCAGUUUCCAUUUUGCAAAUUUCGGAACUUAAGACGUUAUUAAAAGUGAAACAUAUUUGAAAAUUUUGAAACAUUUAUAGUGUUAAUGAAUUUAAAGUACUUGAAAGUUUCGAAAUUCUCUGAGAAUGUCGAAGGUGAUAGAAAUACACAAGAGUAUUAGUAUACCAGAUUGUAUUAAAAUUAUUUUCUAUACGAGUUAAAAGUUGUAGCCAUUACGUAAUUGCUUAAUCUUUUGUAACCUUUGAGAAUUUUCGAAAAUUAUAAAUACCAUAGUACUAUUUAAGAUUCGAAAAGUUUUCAACAGAGGUGGACAGAAUUUUAUUCGAUUAUAUCGAUCUAUCGAACGGUCAAGUUAGAGAAGUAUUGUGUUCGUUUAACCUGAAAUUUUAUUCGACCAGUAACGAGUGAAAUGCUUGCCUUUUAUUCAUUUUUAGUCAGAUAAGAAUUUUGUCCAUCUCUGGUUUCCAACUACUAUUUUCAAUAACAUUUAAAGAGUUACUUCAAACUUUCAUUGCAUUCCUCUUAAGCCCAUCACUAUCUAUAAGCACCAACAAUCAUUUUUUACAUUCUUUUUUUUUGCUUUCAUUAUACAAUGCUAGUCUAUUCAGGCCAACGAAUUAAACGUUAAAUUUGUUCACCGAAAGAUAAAAUGUGUUAUAUACAGAGUAUUUCGUUAUAUAUAUGUAAUAUUCGAAAUAUUCUGUAUACUAAUGAGGUUAAUUAUAAGAGUAAGAUGGGGUGUAUGCUACAUAUAAAUGUUACAAGCAUAUCAGAAAUGCUGUGAAUAAUUUUAUCUUUUGUAUCAUCAAGUUCUGAUGAUCGUUGAACUUACAGAACAAGGAAUAGUAGCAGUAUGUAUUAAGUAUAUACUAAAUUAAUUAUUAUUCAAUCAAUGAUA
Molecule: messenger RNA, 2489 nt
Organism: Colletes gigas
Lineage: Eukaryota; Metazoa; Arthropoda; Insecta; Hymenoptera; Colletidae
Gene: C1GalTA
Product: glycoprotein-N-acetylgalactosamine 3-beta-galactosyltransferase 1-like
Exons: 6
Coding region: 432-1550 (372 amino acids)
Cellular component (GO): membrane
Molecular function (GO): N-acetylgalactosaminide beta-1,3-galactosyltransferase activity
Source: RefSeq, a predicted model, not a curated record